Molecule: messenger RNA, 1398 nt
Organism: Penaeus vannamei (Pacific white shrimp)
Lineage: Eukaryota; Metazoa; Arthropoda; Malacostraca; Decapoda; Penaeidae
Source: RefSeq, a predicted model, not a curated record
CCCCCUCCCGCAGAAGGACAACCCCGACGCCGAGAAGCACCUCCGCCGCCGCGCCAAGCGCCAGCAGAAGAAGAAGCUGCAGGAGAAGGACCGCGAGGCGCUCAUGAAGAGCAUCCCGGGCAUGGCGUCCAUCCUGCCGGCGCGCUCCGGCCAGGCGCCCCCCGUGGGCGCCGAGCUGGACGCGCCGCUCACCAAGACGCAGAAGAGGAGGAGGAGAAGAAGAAGGCCAAGGCGGAGAAGGCCAAGGCGGAGGCCGCCGAGGGGGCCGCCGAGGGGGCCGCCCCCGCCGAGGGCAAGGCCGCCAAGCCAGAGGCGCCCAAGCCUGCUGAAGCCAAGAAGGCAGCCCCUGCCAAGCCAGAGGCACCAAAGCCUGCAGAUGCCAAGAAGGCAGCCCCUGCGAAGCCUGAGGCUGCUAAGCCAGCUGAAGCCAAGAAGGCAGCCCCUGCCAAACCGGAGGCUGCUAAGCCCGAGGCACCAAAGCCUGCUGAUGUCAAGAAGGCAGCCCCUGCCAAGCCUGAGGCGCCUAAGCCUGCAGAAGCCAAGCCUGAGGCGCCUAAGCCUGCAGAAGCCAAGCCUGAGGCGCCUAAGCCUGCAGAAGCCAAGCCUACUGAAGCCAAGCCAGCUGAGGCCAAACCUGCUGAAGUCAAGCAGGCAGCUCCUGCUAAACCCGAGGUAGCAAAGCCUGCAGAAGCCAAGCCUGAGGCACCAAAACCUGCUGAAGCCAAGCCAGCUGAGGCCAAACAGGCAGCUCCUGCUAAGCCCGAGGCACCAAAGCCUGCUGAAGCCAAGCCUGAGGCACCUAAGCCUGCUGAAGCCAAGCCUGAGGCACCUAAGCCUGCUGAAGCCAAGCCUGAGGCACCAAAGCCUGCUGAGGCCAAGCCCGAGGCACCAAAGCCUGCUGAAGCCAAGCCUGAGGCACCUAAGCCAGCUGAAGCCAAGCCUUCUGAGGCACCUAAGCCAGCUGAAGCCAAGCCCCCCAGGGAAAAGAAGCCUUCAGAGUCGGAGAAGCCUCCGAGGGAGAAGAAGGUGUCCGAAUCCGAGAAGGCCAAGAGGGAGAAGAAGCCCUCGGAGUCGGAGAAACAGAAGCGAGAGAAGAAGCCCUCGGAGUCCGAGAAGCCUCCUCGGGAGAAGAAGCCCUCGGAGUCCGAGAAAGCCUCCUCGGAGAAGAAGCCCUCGGAGUCCGAGAAAGCCCAGGGAGAAGAAGCCCUCAGAGUCCGAGAAGUCAAGAAGGAGAAGAGGCUUUCCGAGUCCGACAAGUCCGCCAAGCCCCCGGCGGAGGCCCCGUCAAAGCCAGACGCCCCCAAGCCACCAGUAGCCCCCGCCAAGCCUGCAGAAGCGCCUGCUAAACCAGAAGCCGUGCUAAGCCAGCAGAGGCUCCGCUAAGCCUGACGAAACUCC